AUGAAAAUGAGUCACAUCAAUUCAACUCUGCAGCAAGUACAACCAGUUAAAGCAUGUACCAAACAAUUGCCAGUCUAUGUAAAAGGGACAUGUCUUCUUGAAACAAAUGAAGAGGAACAGAUGUAUUCCCUGGAAAUUCUGACAGUUGAUCAUUGUCGUGAAACAAGUAAAGAAUUUAUCGAGGAGGAGAAAACAAACAUUGAAGAGCAGUUCUACCGGGGUGGAAGAGUGAACUGGUUGAAUUUCUGGCUUGCUGAGCACAAGUAUGUUGGAGAGGUAAUUGAGAGAGAUGCUUAUUAUGAAGUUUCCAAACUUCUAAGUGAUGCUUUGAAAAGGAAUGCAGAUCAAACUCCGGUGAACAGUAUAAACAUUUACCAUCAUCCAGGAAGUGGUGGAAGCACUGUGGCAAGACAAGUGCUGUGGAACAACAGGAAAGAGCUAAGGUGUGCAGUUGUGAAGCCUUCAUACUCAGCUGCUGAUGUUGCACAACAUGCAGUUAAACUAAGAGAAUAUGAAGAAAAAGAUCCACAAACAUGUCUUCCUGUGCUGCUCCUCAUUGAAGACUCGGACAAAGAAUAUCUAGAUGAUCUCAGGAAUGAACUAGAGGUUGCCAUUAACACCAGAAGAAUCCAGUAUGGGACUCUAUGCUUCAUUUUGUUGAGCUGCAGACGAUCCCAUGACCCAGAAAAUAGAUGCAAGGAGUCCCCACUACAGAACGUGUCUGUCACUCACAAAUUGUCUGAUAAAGAGAAGAGAAAGUUUGCUGGAAAACGAAAGGCACUUGAAGAAAGGUAUGCGCCUGACUUCAUCCUGACAUUUGUUCUGAUGAGUGAAGAAUUCAAUGAGAAUUAUAUUCAAGAGUUUGUAGAACAUGUGCUCCAAGACAUUGACCGUCAAUCUGUUGGCACUCGCCUCUUACUCUAUGUAGCACUGUUGAACACUUACGUUCAAAACUCGUACAUCUCACAGUCCCAUUGUGAAGCUUUGCUUGCCUUAACCAUUCGCUUGGAAAGGUUUCGCCAGCAUGAGUUUGCGAAAUCACUCAGUGAUCAGGCCAAACUGGUCCUCUUGCACCUGAGAGAUGACAAGACGCACAUUGAAUCAAUCAAAAUCAUCCACCCACUUGUGGCAAAGGAAAUUCUCCAACAACUUUUGGGGAACCAACAGACCCAAAGCAGUUUGGCAAUGGAUCUGCUCUGCGAGACAGUGCUUUUUGAGCACAGAUUUGGAAGGGGCGAAUAUCUGUCAUUUUUGAGAGCACUUUUCAUGAGGCGAGCCAGAAUAAGCAAAGGGGACGAAUAUGAUAGCCUUUUCUCUCCUCUGAUUGAGCAUGUGUGUGAAGAAGAGGAAUGCCCAAACAAAGCAAUUGAGCUACUAAAGGAGGCGUUUCAGCGUUUUCAUAAAGAUCCGUUCUUUGCACAACAACUUGCUCGUCUUCAUUAUACUUACGAAAAGUUUGAAGAGGCAAAACACUGGGCAGAGACCGCAGCUAAACAGCAGCCCAACAACUCAUACAUCCUUGACACAAAAGGACAGGUAUACAAGAAAUGGUUCCAAGCUAAAUGCAGAGUGUUUGACAAUGACAAUGUACCAAAGACAGCCCAAAAUACCGCAGAUGCUAUGGAGACUGCGCUGAAAGCACUGGAGUGUUUUCAAGAAUGUGAGAAAGCAGCUAAUGCAGAUAUGGAACACCUUAACAGCUCAGGGUUUUUUUCAGAAGUUGAGGUUGGCUGCAGUCUGCUCAAACUGAUCUCUUCAACCCAAGUGUUUGCAAACAGCCAUUCAGAGUGUAUGAAGUACCUGCUGACAGAUUACAUUCCAGAGGAAGUUAAAGAUGCCUGGGAACCAUUUCAUGACCGUGUGAAAAAACUUCACAAGACAAUGCAAGAUGCCUUGGAAUGGAUUUCAGAAGACCUCAGCUACUUCCAGACAGACAUCGGGGAAGAUGAAAAUGAGACCGCUGAAAGACCCGAGGAGAAGAUAAGCAAUCCUCUGAAAUGGCUGGCAAAAAAAUCCUCAGAGUAUGGGAAGUACUUCAGUGAAGCUGAUGCUAUUGCACUUCUAAAACAUGGACAAUCAAUCCCACCCAAUCUGACUAAUACCCAGAAACGCAUGAUCAUCCAUCAUCUUGGUGGAGGUAAUGUAACAUCCAUCCUCUCCAAGCUAACUAACCAGAAGGAUGCAGUACGUAUUCUAGAGAGCAUUAUUUCUCUGUACUCCAGCAAUCCAGUUCAGGCUAAAUUUGGACAAGGGGACAUUAUCAAUUACAUAUUGGCCCACAUUUCUCUGAACUGCCUGUCACCAAAGAAUCAAAAGGUAGCUGAUUUUAAAGAUCUACAGGCACUCUGUCAUCAGUUCCCAACUGAGAAAAGGAAAUGUUUACCAGGUGCCCUGUUCUUGCUCACCUUGCUAUUCUGGCCAGAGGAUCAUGACACAGACCGUGAGAAAGAAGCAAAAUACGAAAUUGUGCAAUCAGCUGUUGAACACCUGGAAAAAGACUACUGGACCAAGAUGAAAGACAUUCCUCAGAGGAAAAGAAGGAUUUACACCCACUUUUUCCUGGGCAAUGGAAAUGAAUUGGAUAAAUUUGUCCACAAGAGAAAGUUUGAAAGAGUC
Messenger RNA from Plectropomus leopardus (leopard coralgrouper), 2616 nucleotides. NCBI's taxonomy places the organism in Eukaryota, Metazoa, Chordata, Actinopteri, Perciformes, Serranidae. The record is from RefSeq and is a predicted model, not a curated record.